This is a messenger RNA of Plasmodium vivax (malaria parasite P. vivax), 1095 nucleotides long. RefSeq lists its product as hypothetical. The transcript has a single exon. NCBI's taxonomy places the organism in Eukaryota, Apicomplexa, Aconoidasida, Haemosporida, Plasmodiidae. Gene Ontology annotation, molecular function: tRNA guanylyltransferase activity; magnesium ion binding. Bases 1 to 1095 code for a protein of 364 amino acids. Gene Ontology annotation, biological process: tRNA modification. The record is from RefSeq and is a predicted model, not a curated record.
AUGGCGAACAGCAAAUUCGCGUACGUGAAGCAGCUGGAGGAGGAGAGGCGGGUGCUGCCCUGCUGCUACUUCGCGGUGCGGAUAGACGGCGGCGGCUUCAAGGCGUUUACAAAGACACACGGGUACACGAAGCCAAAUGACGUGCGCGGGGUGCACCUAAUGAACGCAUGCGCAAAGGAAGUGAUGCUCAAAUUUGACGAAAUUGAUUUGGCAUACGGACACUCAGACGAAUACAGUUUCCUUUUUCGAAGAAAAACAAAACUGUGGAAUAGGAGACAUGAUAAAAUACUAACCAACAUCGUCUCCUGUUUUGCAGCAUCCUUUCCUUUUCACUGGAGUGAGUUUUUCCCCGAGCAGAAGCUACUCUACGUGCCCUGUUUCGAUGGGAGGAUUGUCCUGCUCCCAACAGAAAGGGAAGCAAAGGAUUAUUUCCGCUGGAGACAAGUCGACUGCCAUAUUAACACUCAGUAUAAUGAGUGCUUCUGGAAUUUGGUUAUGAGGGGGGGGUAUUCCCACCAGCAGGCCUAUAACACCUUGAUGACUACCCAGAAGAGGGAAAAAAAUGAGUUGCUCUUCUCUCGGUUUGGCAUAAACUACAAUGAGGUGCCGGAGAUUUUCAGGCGGGGCUCCAUCCUGAUGAGGGGGGAGCAAAGUUGGAAGGGGGGUUCCAAGGUGGUAAGUGGAGGGGGUGAGGCAUCUCCCCAAGGCGAAGCGGAGAUGCCGCCCCAGGACGAUGCGAUGGUAUCACCCCAGGACGAAGCGGAGAUGCCGCCCCUAAACGAAGCGGAGAUGCCGCCCCAAGACGAAGCGGAGAUGCCGCCCCAAGACGAAGCGGAGAUGCCGCCCCAAGACGAAGCGGAGAUGCCGCCCCAAGGCGAAGCGGAGAUGCCGCCCCAAGGCGAAGCGGAGAUGCCGCCCCAAGGCGAAGCGGAGAUGCCGCCCCAAGACGAAGCGGAGAUGCCGCCCCUAGACCAACCAAUCAGCGCAGCCGCCCCCCCGCGCAAACCCAACAGAGAGGCGAAGCUCACCCUCUCGCACGAGAACCUCGUGAGCGACCACUUCUGGGAGAAGUACCACCGGCUGCUUGGGCAGUGA